Messenger RNA from Apus apus (common swift), 5086 nucleotides. It is a transcript of the gene GCGR, whose product is annotated as glucagon receptor. Gene Ontology annotation, cellular component: plasma membrane. Lineage: Eukaryota; Metazoa; Chordata; Aves; Apodiformes; Apodidae. Bases 269 to 1771 code for a protein of 500 amino acids. Gene Ontology annotation, molecular function: glucagon receptor activity; peptide hormone binding. Gene Ontology annotation, biological process: adenylate cyclase-activating G protein-coupled receptor signaling pathway; cell surface receptor signaling pathway. The transcript is spliced from 14 exons. The record is from RefSeq and is a predicted model, not a curated record.
CCCCCCGCCCCGGUCCCUCCCCCCGAGGCGCCACAGCUACCGCCGCCGCGGCUCCGGCAAAACUUUUCGCCGGAGCGGCCGAGCGCGCCGGUCACGGUUCCGGUCCCCGCCAGUUCCGAGAUGCGCCCGGGAGCCGCCGCGAGCCCAGUCCCGACAGGGUCACCCACGCGCCAGGGCCCUCGACACCAGGGCAGAGGAGCUGCCGAGGGCCGGUAGGACACCCGGGGCCCCGCACUGCUCCCCAUGCGGCUCUCGGCCCGGAGGAGGGAUGUCCCAGCCUCAUCUCCUCAGCAUCGUGCUGCUGCUGCUCCUCUGCUGCCAGGGCCCCUCUGCCCAGAUCACAGAUUUCCUCUUCGAGAGCUGGAAGGCGUACAGCGAGGAGUGCCACCGCAACAUGAGCCGCCUGCCUGCGCCCACGGAGCUGGUCUGUAACCGCACCUUUGACAAGUUCUCCUGCUGGCCUGACACGCUGCCCAACAGCACCGCCAGCGUCCCCUGCCCCUGGUUCCUGCCCUGGCACCAGAAAGUGAAGCACCGACAUGUCUUCAAGACCUGCGGGCCGGAUGGGCAGUGGGUGACAGGCCCCCAGGGACAGUCCCUGCGUGAUGCCACACAGUGUAAGCUUGAUGCCAAGGACCUGGAGGCACAGGAAAAAUUUGCCAAGACCUAUGGCAGCUUCAAGGUGAUGUACACUGUGGGCUACUCGGUGUCACUGUGCGCGCUGCUCCUCGCCCUGGCCCUGCUGCUGGGCUUCAGCAAGCUGCACUGCAUGAGGAACUACAUCCACAUGAACCUCUUUGCCUCCUUCAUCCUGAAGGGCGUCUCCGUGCUGGUCAUUGACGCCCUGCUCAAGACCCACUACAGCGACAAGAUUGACGACUACAAUGUGCACAUCUGGCUGAGCGAUGAGGCAGCCGCAGGCUGCCGGGCAGCCACCGUCUUCAUGCAGUACGGCAUCGUGGCCAACUACUGCUGGCUGCUGGUGGAAGGCAUCUACCUGCAUAACCUCCUGGUGGUGGCUGUCUUCUCCGAGAGGAGCUACUUCACCCUCUACCUGUGCAUUGGCUGGGGGGCGCCUGUGCUGUUCCUUAUCCCCUGGGUCAUCGUCAAGUUCCUCUACGAAAACAUCCAGUGCUGGACCACCAACAACAACAUGGGCAUCUGGUGGAUCCUUCGCUUCCCUGUGUUCCUGGCCAUCCUGAUCAACUUCUUCAUCUUCAUCCGCAUCAUCCAGAUCCUGGUCUCCAAGCUCCGAGCCCACCAGAUGCGCUACACUGACUACAAGUUCAGGCUGGCCAAGUCCACACUGACACUGAUCCCACUGCUGGGCAUCCACGAAGUGGUUUUUGCCUUCAUCACAGACGAGCAUGCCCAGGGGACCCUCCGCUAUGUUAAGCUCUUCUUCGACCUCUUCCUGAGCUCUUUCCAGGGGAUGCUGGUGGCCAUUCUCUACUGCUUUGUCAACAAGGAGGUGCAGGCAGAGCUGUUGAAGCGGUGGCAGCGCUGGAAGCUGGGGAAGGACCUCGCGGAGGAGUACAAGCACACCUACAGUCACGCGCCCAGCGCCCGCAAUGGCGCCGGCAGCACCUGCGAGAAGCACCAGCUGGUGGUGGGCGGCUGCGGCAACGGGCUGGGGCGCGGCCCGGCCACCCUGCGCCCCAGCACCCACUACCUCGAGACCACCGGCCGCAGCACCACCGAGUCCCUCGCCCUGGGGGACCGGCACCACUGCUACGAGUUCCCCGAGACCACGGCCGAGAGCCACUUCUGAGCCCACAGCCGGAGCGGGAGGGCUGAGCCAGCUGCGGAAAGAGCCGGCCGGGGCAGCGACGUCCCCUCCCCAGCCCCUCCCGCCCCAGUGAGGACCCUGGGACAAUGGGCACUGGACGGUGGAGGCAGCUGGGGUGGCUGCGGGUGAGGAAGGGGAUCUGGACCUCAAUGGGGAGGGGAUCUGUGGGGCGGGGGGGUCUGUGUGUGGGGGUGGGGGUGGGGGGGUUCAUCCUGUGGUGCUGCCUCGUGCGCCUUCGCGACCCUCUGCGCAGUGCUGUAAUUUAUCUGUCAUAACUGUAAAUAGGUGUGGGCCCGUGCUGGGCUGCAGGGCCAGCUCCGCGUGCGCCUCUCUGUCCGUAACCAGCCUGUGGGCUCUGGGCGCCGGGGAUGCCGCGGCACCCACAGGGGACGGCCACAGCCAUAGAAGGGAGCCAGGCACCUGAAAACAGCCCCGCUGCCUGCCCCACAGCCCCCCUGCCUGCCCACAGGUGAGUGGGACCGAGGUGGGCAGCCGCUGCUGCAGCACUGUUGUCCGGGGCUCUGGCUCCCUCCAGCACACACUCUGCUCCAUCUGCUAAUCGGCUCUGUCCUCUCACUGCCAGGAGCCCUUAAUUAAAUCAUUUGGCUCUGCCCGCGGCACCCCCGCUCUCCUGGGAGCCGGCCCAGGCCAUGGCUGGGCAGCAGCUGCCGGCAGCACCGUGGGGUGCGGGGCUGUGGGUGCCCUGUGCCCACCGGCCAGGCCGGUUAUCGGGGCUGGGGGAAUGCAGCGAGCAGGGCCCUAAGAGGCUUGUGCUGCGCACAUGAGAGCUAAGCCCGGAUGCCGUGGCUUUGGGCACCACAGUUGCCUGGUGUGCAGGGAUUAGCUGUGCACACCCCAGCCAGCAGCACCCUGCCCCACAGGGGGCAGCGGCAAGGAUGGACAGACAGCCCUGCCGUGACCCCUGGCUGCCCCACGCACCCUGGGCGCUGCCCGUCACCCAUCGUGGGCGGCCCCAUUUGGCUCUGAACAGACGACGGUCCCUGUCUGCCCAGACCCCACGCACAGCCCAGCACGGGAUGUGCCAGGCAGGGUGAGCACUUGGAGCCGUGCCCAGGCGGCCCCACGCAGUGAACAGCAGCACUGGGCAGGCGGCCAUCCCCCCAGUCCCACCCUGCCCAGCAUUGCCCACGCCAGCCAGCACGAGGGAGCCAUGGGGCUGUGGGGUCCCAGACCACUGCCAGGGCUGGCGUAGCGUGGGGAGGCCAUGUCCACACGCCGGCCCCACGCUGCUGGGCUGAGCACACAGGAAUUUUCCUCUGUUUACUUGACAAGUUGCCGUCUGUCCCAGCAAGCAUUGAAGGGCUGGGGCAGCACUGCUGCGGGGCCGAGGGUCUGAGCCGCGGGCCAUGGGGCAGCGCUGUGAGGACAUGUUAUCCGGGACUGUGGGGCUGAGUGGGCAAGGGGAGAGGGGCAGGGGUCUGCCUGGAAUGGGGAUAGGGAUGGAGCCAGCCCAGAGCCACAGGGCUGGCCAGGGCAGCCCCCGCCGAGCCACUGGCCCCCACGGCCGCUGCCGUCACUGUGGCCUCCUGACGCGGUAACGAGCCUAAUUGAGUCAAAUUGCUGGAGCACGAAGCGGUUUCUGGGAAGGUAAAUAUGGUCAUCACGCGGCGCCGGGCCCUGUGCCUGUUGCUCCAGCGUUGCCGUGGCAACACCCCACUGUCGUCCCCCUGAGACACCCCAUUGGGGCCCGGCUGUCCCCACAGUGCCAAGGGCAUGGGGACCCCCAGGCCCUGCCCAGGGGGGUGACAUACCAGGGCCCCACAUCUGCCACACCAUGAUGGGGACCCUCAGGGGACCCCAAGCCAGUCUCAACCCAUGGGAUAUCCCUGUGGCUGCACUGUGUCCCCACCACUGCUCCAUGUCCCCACAGCCCCUUGCUGUGUCCCACUGUCCUGCUUACAGGCUAGCUGGGUCCAGCACCCCAGGUCCAUCCCCCCAGCACCACAUGUUGGGGUGGCAGGUCCCUGCACAGUCUUGUGCCUGCAGAAGGGCUGGGGUCAGGGCUAGCAGUGCUGGUCACUGCCCCAAGCAGGGCCAGUGUCUGCUGGUGCCAGGGACCCACAUGUGAGCCCCACAUCUGCCUGCACUGGAGCCCACUGGAGAGAGAGAACAGGGCCAGCCAUUCCCCUGGAGCCCGCAGCUCCCAUGGGACUGCCAUCCAUGUCCUUUCCCAUCACUGUGGAGCUUCUAGAAGCUGUGCCCACCAGGGCUGAGGACAAAGCCCUCACUGAGAGUCCCUCCCUGCCCCUGGGGGGUGUCACUCUGGGGAACUACAUGGCUGCCCUCCCCAGCCCACCUGGGCAGGGGCACCCCAGGGCCACGGCACUGGCAGGAAUACUCCCACUUUAUCACAGGAAUUGCGCGGCACAAAUUGGUCUGCUAAGUAGCUCCUGCCGUGCCCGCUGCCCACUGCCUAAUUCAAUGAUCCAACACAUCCUGCUGCUCCUCCCACCCUCUAAUCUAAUGAUAACCACCCUGUCCGAGUCACCAGGAAAAUAAACCCCGGUUUUUACGGGUAAACAACCUGGUGUCCCUGGCCUGCGGCCUUUGCAGGGCCCACCCCACUCCCCCCCCCGACCGCCACACUCUGCUGCAGCCUCAUUGCCCUCACCCCACAGUUUGUUAUUAGUCUUUAUAAAAAUGGCCUGUUUAUAGAACAAUUUUUGUACAACAUUUCAUUAGAGUUCAGGGAACGGCUUCACCUCCAGCACUACAGCACCCAAGCCACAAGAAAAACAAGGCAGAGGCUGGUGGGGUUGGGCUGCCUGACCCCCAACAUGCCCUGGGGCUCAGGGACACCACUGCAGCCCCCAGGAUGGCCCCAGAUGAGCUCUGUGGCUCCCCAGGAGCAGGACGGGCACUGCAGAGAGCCCGUCCCACACCCACCACGCCAGAACCAGGCAGUGUGUCCCAGCAUGCCCCAGGAAUGUUUUGGUGAUGAGGGGCAAAAGGGGUCAUGGCUAAGUGUAGAGAUGCACUUGAGGAGCAAUGCUAGCAAUGCAAAGUAUAAUUUAAAUGCCAUUAAGGCAGAUGAGGGAAGAGGAUCCGAGUGUAUUAAUAGUCUCAACAUUUAAAUCUCUGGUCCAGCGACAGCUCCUGGGAUGCUGGCUCAUGAGGGUUGCCAGCCCCAAGGGCAUUGUGCUACCAGCACGCAGCACCCGGCUGCACGGGUGCUGUGAACUCCAGAGCUCAGAGCACGUGAAAGGGCAGAAUCCCUUCUGGAAAGAAAAAAAAAUGAAUAAAAUAAAUACAUAAAUAAAAUAAAAAGAAGACACA